Phytomonas sp. Hart1 is the source of this 849-nucleotide messenger RNA. Lineage: Eukaryota; Euglenozoa; Kinetoplastea; Trypanosomatida; Trypanosomatidae. The record is from the annotation of a GenBank genome assembly.
AUGGAAAAAAACACAGAGGAAAAUGUGAAGGAGGAUGCCGAAAUCCUCAUGCGCGACCAGCAACGAAAGCGGGAGAAGGAGGAAUGGGAGCGAAAGAAGCGAGAGGCGGAGGAGGAAGAGGAAAGGAGGAAAAAAGAGGAGAGGGAGCGCAUCAAGGAAGAGGAGAUUCGGCAGAAACGACGGGAGGAGGAGUGGAAUCGACUUGGCCCCGAUCUCAUUCAGGAUCUUCCCCCCGUUCCGCCGCCCAUAAAGGACGAUGAUGAUCCGAAUGCCCUCCGCGCGUGGUACCUAGACGAUGAAACCUCCAAGUCGACCCUAACGAUGCAAAGCUUCAAGCCAGGACGCAAACAGGAUGCGCCGCCAGUCACCAUGAGCGAUCUAUUCAAGCUUGGGAUUGUUUGCUUCUAUAUUAACCUGAACGAAUUUUCUAUUGUCAAACAAAUCAUAAAAGAGCGAUUGUACAAACACACAGAUGAGGUAAGGAUAUCACAAACGGCAAAAGAUGACACUUUCCUGGUGCGAUGGUUCAAUGAGCAUUACAAUGAGGACGAACAACUGCGUCUCGUCUUAGAUGGAUCUUGCUAUUUUGAUAUUCGAUCCGUCAGAGAAAAAUGGAUUCGAAUCCAUCUUCAAACCUCUCAGUUAAUUAUUAUACCCGCCGGGAUGUACCACCGCGGCACACUUGAUGAAAACGAUUAUGUCGCCCUCUUCCAGGGGUUCCAAGAAUCUCCCCGCUUCGUACCGAUUAACCGCCCUGAUAAUCAAGCUGAUACGCGAAAAUCAAGGCUAAAUUAUCUUAUGAAACUAAAAAAGGGUAACGUAGCGGCUGAGUUGGGGUUUCACGUAUAG